AUGGCUUCUUCUUCUUCUUCAUCUUUUCCAUAUCUUGUUCUGGCAUGCCUGAACUUCACUCUCUUCAUCCUCUCCGCAGCUUCAUUAGCACCAACACUCAUCCUCAAAUCAUCACCAACUUCAAUGGGUUGGGCACUUGUCAUGGUUUCUUCAAUCUCUCUCCUCUCGUCUUUUAUAGGCUUCUUCUCUCACUUUUGCUUCAUGACUCAUGUCACCCUCCUCAUAGCUUCCAUGGCUGCUCAAAUGCUUGCAAUUUUAGCCCUAUUUACAAAGGAAAAAUCCAGUCUUUCGAUGCUGAAAUCACCAAGAGACCCGAGAGAAGCAAUGGUGUUGGUGAGGGUGGAGUGUGGGGUGUUGGUGGCGAUGUUUGUGUUGCAGGUGGGUGUUUUCUGUUUGAGCUGUGGUGUGCAUUGGUGUUGGGUGAGAAAGUAUGAAGGGAUGGAGGCGGCGAUGAGGAGGAGCAGGAGUAGAAGGGUGGCGGAGGAACCGGUGGUCAUUGGUGGUGUAGGGAUGAAAGGGAAAGAGUUGGAGAAGAUGAAAGUGGAUUUUGAAGCCUAA
Molecule: messenger RNA, 558 nt
Organism: Lactuca virosa
Lineage: Eukaryota; Viridiplantae; Streptophyta; Magnoliopsida; Asterales; Asteraceae
Source: the annotation of a GenBank genome assembly